AUGGAUGGAGUUUGUCUACGCAGCAAUUUACAAUCCCAGCUUGGUCGAUAUAUUAAACGGGAUUUGCUGGAUAAGGCAACCUGCACAAUGACAAUGUCUCCCACCAGUUUAGAUUGGCGCCUAUCAGAGCGUAAGCGUGUGGAAAAGUGGAUAACCAGUUGUUCAGAGAUUGUCUCAAGGAAGAAUAAACCUCCAAAUUUGUUUGGACUGGACUAG
This is a messenger RNA of Opisthorchis viverrini, 216 nucleotides long. RefSeq lists its product as hypothetical. NCBI's taxonomy places the organism in Eukaryota, Metazoa, Platyhelminthes, Trematoda, Opisthorchiida, Opisthorchiidae. The coding region runs from base 1 to 216 and encodes 71 amino acids. The transcript has a single exon. The record is from RefSeq and is a predicted model, not a curated record.